GUUACUGACGGUGCCGAAUCCGCCUUUUACACUGAGUGCGACAUUUUUAGAAGAAGAAGAAGAAAUAGAAGCAGAAGAAGAAACAAUAACGAUUUUAACUCGUGGAAACAUGGGGCGGUCUGGUACCCGACGGCGAUACCAUGAGGAUGUCAUGUCAGAUGAAGAAAUUGAUGGUGGAAGAACAUUUGAUCUGGACGAGAAAGUGCACAGCCAAAGUUUCAAGUCUGAUCGCAUCACUCGCAUGCAAGGAAAAGAUUUCACUUAUGAAUUCUUCCAACGAGGAGGCCUCAGAGAUCCGAUCAUCUUUGAGAAAAUGGAUGGCCUUGGACUCAAGAUGCCUGAUCCGAGCUUCAGUGUUAGUGAUGUCAAAAUGUUUGUUGGAAGCAGACGUAUGAUUGAUGUCAUGGACGUAAGCACGCAGAAGGGGCUGGAGAUGUCCAUGGCCCAGUGGACACGGUACUAUGAGACAGCUCCCCCUCUAAGAGACAAGCUCUACAAUGUCAUCAGCUUAGAAUUUAGCAACACAAAGUUGGAAAACCUGGUGAAGAGACCUUCCACGCUUGAUCUUAUUGACUGGAUUGACAACAUGUGGCCCCGUCACCUGAAGGAGAGACAGAGGGACUCAACCAACGCCAUCAGUGAUAUGCAAUAUCCCAAAGUGCAAAAGUAUUGUCUGAUGAGCGUGAAAGGAUGCUAUACAGACUUCCACGUAGACUUUGGAGGAACGUCUGUGUGGUACUAUGUUCUAAAAGGAAGCAAAGUUUUCUGGUUGAUCCCUCCCACCACUCAGAACUUGGAAUUAUAUGAAAACUGGGUGCUGUCGGGGAAACAGGGAGAUGUGUUCCUUGGGGAUCAAGCUUCUGACUGCCAAAGGAUUGAAGUUCGACAAGGGUGCACCUUCAUUAUACCAUCAGGUUGGAUUCAUGCUGUCUACACCCCUAUGGAUUCAAUUGUCUUUGGAGGAAACUUCCUUCACAGCUUUAAUAUUCCUAUGCAACUUAACAUCUGCAAUUUAGAGGAUCGCACAAGGGUUCCAAUGAAGUUCCGUCACCCAUUCUAUUAUGAAUUGUGCUGGUAUGUUUUGGAACGCUAUAUCUUCAGUCUCACCAAGAAGUCCUACCUCACACCCGAGUUCCAGAAGUUGUCCUUGGACAAUGAUCCAUCAUUUCAACAGGUGGCGGAAGAAGAUAAGAGUGUCAAUGAAGAGGUUUCAGAGCGCAAGUCCGACAGACCUGCAGUACAUUUGACCCCAUUGGAGCUGGAGGGGCUGUGGAAUUUGGUGGGCAAACUUGAGUCACUGCCAUCCAACAAGAAGUGCGUCCCACAAGGCAUCCAAAAUUCCAUGGAACUCAUCACACGCAUGAAGGCAAUACUAAAGGAGCACGCCAAUGAUGACCCAAAGCAAUCUUACACCGGAAAACCUAUUGUCAAGUGGCCAAAGAUGAUUUCAAACUACCAGCCGGUUCUACCACCACCUAUUCGUCCCAAACUGACUGCUGCUUCCGUCAUGCCACGACCACAGAAGCCUGCUUCUUCUAUCUCUGUUCUCAGAAGACGUCGGGUCAGAUGUAAGCGCUGUGAGGCAUGUAUGAGAUCUGAAUGUGGUGAUUGUAAUUUCUGCCGAGACAUGAAAAAGUUUGGAGGACCUGGAAAGCUCAAACAAACCUGUGUGCUGCGCCAGUGUCUCUCACCAGGACUUCCACUGUCUGCUGUUUGUGAAAUAUGCAAGGAGACUAACCAAGAUGAAACUGGGGAUCACUUCUUUACCCUGAUGGAAUGUUCCAACUGUGCACAAAUAGUCCACCCUUCUUGCCUUGUGGUUCGGGGUGAAGGAAUUAUCAACAAAGACCUUCCAAGCUGUUGGGAAUGUCCAAAAUGUGUUCAAGGAAUCACUGACUCUGAGAAGCGUAAAUCUUCCUCCCUGCUGGAUUCUCGCAUGGCUAAGAUAUUUCGACAUCAGAGACAUAGAGAUGGAAAUGACUCCAGUGAUGAUGACGAGGAUGAAGACACACAGAGAAAAAGGGUAAGGAUGCACCGAGGAGGAUACCAGUCUUCCAGGAGGGGUUUUCGAACCAACAGAAGAGGAGGAUCGACCCACAAGGGUAGCAGAGAAGGCCUUGUAACUACUGGUUCUUCCUCCAUCCUCAAGAUGAAGGCUGGUAGAAGGAGAGGGGUGAGAUUAAGGGGUGGCUCAAGGAUGCAGCAAAGAGGUGCUUCUACUGAUGAAUCCGGGGAUGAUGAUGAAAUGGAGGACGAUGACGACAGUGGAAUGGGAGACCAAGAUCAAACUCUCGAUGAAUGUAGUAGAAGGGGUAGAAGCGAUGAUGAGGAUGAUGACUGUGACAAAGAGGACUUUGACCCAGAAGAUGAGGACAUGGACCUAGAUUAUGAAGAAGAACAGGAAGGACUCUGGGAUUCGGAUGAAGAACCUCCAGUACUCCUGAUGUCUGACCUGAAUGAUGACAUACUUUGCGGCUCCUAUCUGACUGUGACUCUCCAGCGCCCCACCAAGACCGAUAAACAAUCUGUUUUUAUAGUUCCAAAAAUGGAAGCUGCCAUGGGUUUUAGGACUCCCCCAGGAAAUGCAGGUGGUCGCCCAAACUUCAACCGGAAGAACACUUUUUCUAAACCUUUGAGGUUCAAGAGCAAUGACAACACGCGGGAUGGCCAAAGUCCACAUUCCGCAGGAAGGCCAAGUCUUCGUGGCAACUGUGCUAUCCGGGGCACUAUGGAUCAGUCAGAGGACAGGGAACCCUCUACUUCUGUCUUUACUACACUGUCACCUCCAUCCCUGCUGUCCUCUACAUCUUUUCAGGGUGUGGAUGAGAGUGGAGGAGGAGAAAAGGAAGUGUGGGUGUCUGUUUUCAGAUACCUUAACAGAGCUGAGCUGCUCACAUGCAUGACUGUCUGUAAAGCCUGGUAUAAAUGGAGCUUUGAUAAACAUCUAUGGAGACAUCUGGAUAUGAGUCAGUUAAAUCCACUCAGUAACCAGGCCUUAGCAGGUAUCAUAAAGCAUCAGCCCAUAUCUUUGGACCUCUCAUGGACACCGCUGGCCAAAAGACAGCUCAACUGUCUUCUCACUAGGGUCCCAGGUCUACGAGAAUUAAGAGUUGCUGGUCUGUCUUGGUCAUGCCUGUCAGCAUUGGUCUCGCCGACUCUUCCCCAUCUUCGACUUCUGGAUCUGCGGUGGUGUGAAGGCAUCAAAGAUACCCAAUUUAAAGAACUCCUCACCCAACAUGAUUCACAAUCAUCUCGAUGCAGACUAAAGAACAUGGUGGCACUGUACCUGUCUGGUCUGGAUAUAAAUGAAUCCACUCUAAGACUUAUGCAGCAUCACAUGCCACACUUGGAGAAACUGGACUUGUCUCACUGCAAGAACAUUAAGGAUUCUUCAAUAGCUAUGUUGGCAGCAGGGGGGACACACACUCGCAACAACCUGAAAGAACUCAUUCUAGCAGGCUGUGACCAGCUCAGUGAUGGAUGCAUGUCCUACCUGAAACGCCUCUCCUCUUUAUCUCUUCUGGACUUAAGAGGCUGCAAGAACGUCAGUAUUCAAGCCUGCAACGUCUUCAUCUCUGACCUUUCACACAUUGCCCAAUACUGUAUGAUGGAGGAGAAGGUCAUCCAAUAUCUGAACUAAAAGGCUGUUGCGUGGUCGAAAAAAAAACACCUCUCCAGAAGAUGUUUUUCUGACAAGCUAAGAUUUUGCAAGUCACGCUAAGAAAGGACUGACUUUUUUUUUGUUUUUUAAAAAAUUUUUUAUUACCGAGCUGAUUGGUCACUGACAGCACGCACACAUGACAGUCGCAAACAUAACACACUUGUUUUUUUUUUCAUUCGGUCUGCUGUUUAGACAACAAUCGAAACACGUUUUCAUUCCAACUAUUACUGACAGUUAGUGGCGCUACUAAGGGUGCAAACUCAUCGCUCUACACCAGGGUUGCCCAAACUGGUGUUCUGCAGUUCCUUUUCCACGGCGAGACGUCUACACAAUGCUCAGUGCACGUGCGCUUCCGCAUUCGUGCGCACAUCGGUUAAAAGCGAAAAGUACUCACUAUUUUUGUUUUGAGUUUUUAUUACCUUUUCAUUGCCUCAAAUACUUUUCACAUCUGUUUCCCUCCCAUACUUUUAACCAUUGUGUUUUCUUGUGGUUGCUUUAAAGCAGAGUGUUGAUCUGUUGACCACAUUAGUCACGUAGCGUAUUUAAAACCUUCCUUAUUUGAUAUACAGUGGGGCAAAUAGUUAUUUAGUCAACCACUAAUUGUGCAAGUUCUCCCACUUGAAAAUAUUAGAGAGGCCUGUAAUUGUCAACAUGGGUAAACCUUAACCACGAGAGACAGAAUGUGGGGGGAAAAAACAGAAAAUCACAUUGUUUGAUUUUUAAAGAAUUUAUUCGCAAAUCAUGGUGGAAAAUAAGUAUUUGGUCAAUACCAAAAGUUCAUCUCAAUACUUUGUUGUGUACCCAAACAUUUUCUGUAACUCUUCACAAGGUUUUCACACACUGUUGCUGGUAUUUUGGCCCAUUCCUCCAUGCAGAUCUCCUCUAGAGCAGUGAUGUUUUGGGGCUGUUGUUGGGCAACAGGGACUUUCAACUCCCUCCACAGAUACUCUAUGGGGUUGAGAUCUGGAGACUGGCUAGGCCACUCCUUUGUUGCCCUGGCUGAGUGUUUGGGAUCAUGGUUAUGCUGAAAGACCCAGCCACGUCUCAUCUUCAAUGCCCUUGCUGAUGGAAGGAGAUUUUCACUCAAAAUCUCUCGAUACAUGGCCCCAUUCAUUCUUUCCUUUACACAGAUCAGUCAAGCUGGUCCCUUUGCAGAAAAACAGCCCCAAAGCAUGAUGUUUCCACCCCCAUGCUUCACAGUGGGUAUGGUGUUCUUCGGAUGCAAUUCAGUAUUGUUUCUUCUCCAAACACGAGAACCUGUGUUUCUACCAAAAAGUUCUAUUUUGGUUUCAUCUGAUCAUAACACAUUCUCACAGUCCUCUUCUGGCUCAUCCAAAAGCUCUCUAGCGAACCGCAGACGGGCCUGGACGCGUACUGGCUUCAGCAGGGGGACACGUCUGGCAGUGCAGGAUUUGAGUCCCUGGCGGCGCAUUGUGUUACUGAUAGUAGCCUUUGUUACUGUGGUCCCAGCUCUCUGUAGGUCAUUCACUAGGUCCCUCCGUAUGGUUCUGGGAUUUUUGCUCACAGUUCUUAUCAUUUUGACGCCACGGGGUGAGAUCUUGCAUGGAGCCCCAGAUCGAGGGAGAUUAUCAGUGGUCUUGUAUGUGUUCCAUUUUCUAAUAAUUGCUCCCACAGUUGAUUUCUUUACACCAAGCGUUUUACCUAUUGCAGAUUCAGUCUUCCCAGCCUGGUGCAAGUGUACAAUUUUGUCCCUGGUGUCCUUCGACAGCUCUUUGAUCUUGGCCAUAGUGGAGUUUGGGGUGUGACUGACUGAGGUUGUGGACAGGUGUCUUUUAUACCGAUGAGUUGAAAUAGGUGCCGUUAAUACAGGUAACAAGUGGAGCCUCGUUAGACCUCGUCAGAAGAGGUUAGGCCUGUUUGUAGGUGACCAAAUACUUAUUUUCCACUCUAAUUUGGACAUAAAUUCUUUAAAAAUCAAACAAUGUGAUUUUCUGUUUUUUUCCCCACAUUCUCUGGAUCUCAUGGUUGAGGUUUACCCAUGUUGACAAUUACAGGCCUCUCUAAUCUUUUCAAGUAGGAGAACUUGCACAAUUGGUGGUUGACUAAAUACUUAUUCGCCCCACUGUAACUACGUUUAAGUAGUUUCUUAAGGCAUUUUUGAGUACGUUCUGCCUGUAUGCAUCUAAACAAACUAAGUUGAAAGCACACGGUAGUACUUUGGGUGUCAAAUUUGCCUCAUGUAGACGUUUCGCCAUUUUGGCAGAACACCGGUCCUCAAGGGCUGCUAUGGGUCCUGGUUUUUCUUACCGGUCAUGCACAGAGGGUUUACCUAUGACGUUUCCGCUAAAACAAGCAGCACCUGACUACAGUCAACUGAUUACACUUGUGAGACACCAGAUUGGUGCAAAGGUGUCGUCCUAUUAUGUUGGAAAGAAAUCCAGCACCCACGGCGCCCCAAUGUGGAAUAGUUUAGGGACCCCUGCACGUCUCAAAAUUUGUCCAACGACAAGGGAGUUCGGAGAGACAAUCAGAAAUGGCAUUUGCAAGCUCUUUAAGUUGGUGUGUUUUGGGGAUCAGGUGAUACCUGAGGGGAGGGGCUAGUUGUGUUGAAAGGAGGCAUUUUUAAAAGUAGGGAGAGUGAGGUGGACUGAUUUCUGUUUUUUUUGUGUUGAGAUGUUGCUGCUGAACUCAUUGAAACAUUUAGUAAAUAGUCAUUUUUCUUGUUGUUAAUAGUAAAUGGUGAACUUUGUGUUUCUUGGAGGGUGAAAAAAAUAAACUAUCUUUCACAAAAAAUAUUUUGACUUUACCAUCAGUUGUUGAGAAAUGUUCUUUAAAGGUGCCAUAUGGAGUUUUUCUACUCGCGACUGUCAUCUCUGGCCUAAAGUUUAGUUAAUCUCAUCCAUGGCGCACAUAUUUGUCGCCCAUCAAAGUAGCACCAAAAAUGUAAAAAAAAAAAAAAAAAAAAACACAAAACGUGAUUGUUAACUUAUAGUAUUAAGUGGGUUAGGAAAGUGUUUUUGCCAAGCGGAGACUAAGCAGAGGCUCAGUGAAACUGCAUUGCUGCCACGGGGACGUACACAGGCACGUUUUCGGCCCAAAAUGGGAAGAGAGAGGGCUAUUUGGGGCAGUCUCAGUUAAAAUGUCAGGGCUGUGUUUACUAAAUAGGGCAUUGGUGGAGCAUGAAUAGAGUUGAAAAUUUAACACUAAAAAUUCUGUAUAGCGCCUUCAUGUUGGAUGGAAGUGGCAGCACCGUGCAGUUGGAUGUUUUGCUUAAGCAUGAACUGGAGAACUUCAAAUAAAAGAUCAUGACAUGAAGAAAACUACAUGGCGAUAUCAAGGCAACAUCUCAAGACAUUAGCCAGGAAGCUAAAACUUGGGCACGAAUGUGUCUUCCAAAUGAACAAUGACCCAAAGCACACUGCUGAAAUGGUUAAAAAGUGG
Molecule: messenger RNA, 7063 nt
Organism: Corythoichthys intestinalis (scribbled pipefish)
Lineage: Eukaryota; Metazoa; Chordata; Actinopteri; Syngnathiformes; Syngnathidae
Gene: kdm2aa
Product: lysine (K)-specific demethylase 2Aa
Exons: 24
Coding region: 110-3640 (1176 amino acids)
Biological process (GO): protein demethylation; regulation of transcription by RNA polymerase II
Molecular function (GO): DNA binding; transcription coregulator activity; protein binding
Source: RefSeq, a predicted model, not a curated record